Molecule: messenger RNA, 798 nt
Organism: Bipolaris oryzae ATCC 44560
Lineage: Eukaryota; Fungi; Ascomycota; Dothideomycetes; Pleosporales; Pleosporaceae
Exons: 1
Source: RefSeq, a predicted model, not a curated record
AGCCCCCUGCUCAAUGCGAUCAAGCUCGGGAACCUCCGAAUACUCAAGAAACUGAUCAAAUACCUCCAGAGUUCUCAAAUCACAGAAGCGCAUCGGGAUACUUUGUUCAACAAUCCAUUGGCAAACUUUUGUAUUUAUAAAGCAAUUGGAAAAUCGAUUACGUACAGUAGAGACGAUAUGUUUCUCAUGGUCACAAAGCUGAUACGCCGCAAAUUUGGUGGACUUAAGCCCAGAGAUUUUGACGCCUUUGUCCGUCUGGUAGUCAAAACCUCCAAUGUCAGAAUGCUCAGAUAUCUCUUCCGCAUUCCAACUUCACCGGCGUGGGUAUUGACCCAGAACACUAUGUGUGCGAUUUGCAACUCCGCGGAGUAUGAUCUAAUUUACUUCGUAUUUCGCAAAGCUGACUGUGCCAACGCACAUAGAACUUCACGACGGCAUCCCUUGCACAUCGCUGUUCGGGCCGGACUCGAAGCCACGCGAGCGGUUUACGACACUGGCAAGUACGAUGUUAACGAAAGCGUGAGCUGGCCAUACAAAGGCUACUGGGAUGAACCUGUGACAGCGCUGGAUGUAGCAAUCUUUCGCCACGACCAUGCAAUAGUAAAGUGGCUCUUAGAUCAUGGGGCCAAUUAUCGGAGGAGAUUCCCUUCGUUUUAUAUGUCCUGCAGGAUAUUUAAUUAUAUACGAGAUCGAGCUAUCGUGGACGACCCAAGAAUGGUGGACUUGCCGUCUUAUGGGCAGUAUUCGGAUAUGUGUCGAGAGGCGCGGGAUAGUUUUGUAUUUGGCCUAGGUCAAUAG